Aspergillus uvarum CBS 121591 is the source of this 1375-nucleotide messenger RNA. Its product is annotated as alpha/beta-hydrolase. NCBI's taxonomy places the organism in Eukaryota, Fungi, Ascomycota, Eurotiomycetes, Eurotiales, Aspergillaceae. The transcript has a single exon. The coding region runs from base 386 to 1375 and encodes 329 amino acids. The record is from RefSeq and is a predicted model, not a curated record.
CUCAAGGCUCCUCUCACAAUCAAAGCACCCGUGAUCAAUUCCCCACAAUAUAUUCAGCAGCCCUCUGGACAUACCCAUACUUAUUGGUCCUUAGGACAGACGGCUCUAUCGCGAGGUUUAUACCUGCAGAAGAACUCCGAAUAACCAUACUACGCGAUCAUUUAGGCAUCUAUUUUUAGCAUCUGCUUACCCCCAAAAAGAAUGACGCGAUCUUAAUCUCUCCUUAUCACGAGAUUAGUCAGCCGAGUAGGCCAAAGAUCACGAUAAGGAAAUUUGAAGCAUAAACAACCUUCCCCCCCCCUCUCUCAAGUCAACUCCAGUGUAUCUCCUCUCCCUAGAUCUCAAUUGAACUAGCCUUCCAUCUACCACGAGCAGAGUCCUCACAAUGCCAACCUUCCCGCUGGUCGUGCUUCCCCGCCCCGGGACCACCACCCCCGAGCCACCAUCCUCCAUCCCCGCCCCCACCGAAGCAGCCUUCACCUCCACCUUCGGCCGCGUGCUCCCCCAAGCCUGCUACCUCCAGACCCCAGCGGGCCAAGCAGCCUACUACUCCAUCCCACCGACCGCCCCAACCUCACCCAGUGCCUCCUCGGCGGGGCCCGCGCGAAUCCUCUUCGUGCACGGCGUGCAAACCAGCGCGAUAGGCAUGGCGCCGCUCGCCCGCGCCCUCGCCGCGCGCUUCCCCGCCGCCCACUGCGUCCUCUUCGACCACUGGGGCCACGGCCUCUCCGCGACCCCGGUGCAGCCGCACGCGCCAUCCCUUUUCCACGACCUCAUCCUCGCCCUCCUGGACCACCUCAACUGGCCCUCCGCCCACUUCGUGGGUUACUCCUUCGGCGGCGCCACGACCGCCACCUUUGCGGCCGCGUUUCCCGACAGGGUAGAGAGUAUGGCCCUCGUCGCGCCGGCGGGGUUGCUCCGCGCGGCGCAGUUCACCGAGCAGCAGCGGGGGUAUCUGACGGGUGGCGAUGAGGCGGUGGAGCAGCGCGCCCGCGACUGGAUUCUGGGGUGGCUGGAGGGCGGGCCGUUGGUCGUGCCGGCGGAUUGGGAGGCGAGGGUGGCGCGGGGCGAGGUGGUGGCGCAGAAGGUGCGGGCGUGGCAGGUCGAGGAGCAUCCGGGGCAUGCGGCCAGCGUGGUGGGGAUCUUCCGCGAUGGGGGGGUCAUGGAUAUGCAUGCGGUGUUUCACGAGGCGGCGUCCACGGGGAUUCCGGCCCGGUGUGUGUUGGGCGAGUUGGAUGAUUUGUGUACCGUGCAGGAGUUGCGGGAGUUGGGCUUUAGGGAUGUGCAUGUUGUGCAGGGGGUGGGGCAUGGGGUUGUUCGGGAGAGGGUGCCGGAGGUGGCGGGGUUGAUUGCUGGGUUCUGGGAGAGGGGGUAG